AUGCCUUCAGUCGUUAUCCAAUUCAACCCCGUUAUCCAAUUCGACCCCGUUGUCCAGUUCGACCCCGUUGUCCAGUUCGACCCCGUUGUCCAGUUCGACCCCGUUGCCCAGUUCGACCCCGUUGCCCAGUUCGACCCCGUUGCCCAGUUCGACCCCGUUGCCCAGUUCGACCCCGUUGCCCAGUUCGACCCCGUUGCCCAGUUCGACCCCGUUGCCCAGUUCGACCCCGUUGCCCAGUUCGACCCCGUUGCCCAGUUCGACCCCGUUGCCCAGUUCGACCCCGUUGCCCAGUUCGACCCCGUUGCCCAGUUCGACCCCGUUGCCCAGUUCGACCCCGUUGCCCAGUUCGACCCCGUUGCCCAGUUCGACCCCGUUGCCCAGUUCGACCCCGUUGCCCAGUUCGACCCCGUUGCCCAGUUCGACCCCGUUGCCCAGUUCGACCCCGUUGCCCAGUUCGACCCCGUUGCCCAGUUCGACCCCGUUGCCCAGUUCGACCCCGUUGCCCAGUUCGACCCCGUUGCCCAGUUCGACCCCGUUGCCCAGUUCGACCCCGUUGCCCAGUUCGACCCCGUUGCCCAGUUCGACCCCGUUGCCCAGUUCGACCCCGUUGCCCAGUUCGACAAGUUCGACCCCGUUGCCCAGUUCGACCCCGUUGCCCAGUUCGACCCCGUUGCCCAGUUCGACCCCGUUGCCCAGUUCGACCCCGUUGCCCAGUUCGACCCCGUUGCCCAGUUCGACCCCGUUGCCCAGUUCGACCCCGUUGGACGCAUCCCGCAGAUGUGA
This is a messenger RNA of Closterium sp. Naga37s-1, 783 nucleotides long. The record is from the annotation of a GenBank genome assembly. Lineage: Eukaryota; Viridiplantae; Streptophyta; Zygnematophyceae; Desmidiales; Closteriaceae.